UAAAUUAGUUCCUUCAUGAGGAUUCGAACCCCAGCCCUUCACCCUGCAAAUCUCUUCAUUCCUUUAGCUCACCCCCCUAAUUCAUCUAAUCUAAUUCUAAAACAAAAACAACCUCAAUCUCCUGAAAACUCUGAUGACUUUUUGCUUUUCACAGAACUUGGAAGCAGAGAGUUCCUAAUCUUGAGGGGCUUCACAGCUUCCAAUCCAAUGGAAAAAAACGAUGUUGGAAUCACCACAGAGCCAAAGGGGUUAGAAGCUUCUCUGCACAAUUUGCUUCAAAUUCACCACCACAAAUCUCUCAUACUCGCUCACCACACUGAGAAAGCCAAGAAGGACGCAAUGAGAAAAGCAGAGCGUGUUUCGGAUCUGUUGGUGGAAGCUGUGAAUGGUGGGGUGCAAGAUUCCUUCGUCAAUCAGAAGCGGAUUGAGCAUGAAAUUCGAGCUCUUGCUGUUACUAUCACCAGGUUCAUGAAGCAAACGGAUCAGUGGCUUGCUGCUACUCAUUCUCUCAAUACAGCUCUCAAGGAAAUUGGAGACUUUGAGAACUGGAUGAAGAUCAUGGAAUAUGAUUGUAAAAGUAUCACUACAGCUAUACAGAACAUUCACCAAGAAUGACAUUGAAGCUAGUUUAUAUGUAAAUCACCAUGUAAUUCUAAUCCCUUUUCAUUUUUUUUUGUUCUAGCCUCUCAGCAUAGGAUCCAAUAUUAUGCAAUAGUUUAUUAGAUGGCCAGUUGACUCUAUUUUUCAACAAAGUAAUAGGCUUAAAGAAGCCACAAUUGAUUAUUACCCUUAAUUUUAAAUGAUAAGUUAUGUAUUGUUAUUAUCAAGCUUCAUGAAUAUUUAGUUUGAAAGCUUUUCUUC
Messenger RNA from Lotus japonicus, 861 nucleotides. Its product is annotated as biogenesis of lysosome-related organelles complex 1 subunit 1. The record is from RefSeq and is a predicted model, not a curated record. Gene Ontology annotation, cellular component: BLOC-1 complex. NCBI's taxonomy places the organism in Eukaryota, Viridiplantae, Streptophyta, Magnoliopsida, Fabales, Fabaceae. Gene Ontology annotation, biological process: endosomal transport.